This is a messenger RNA of Pollicipes pollicipes, 2581 nucleotides long. RefSeq names its product ras-related GTP-binding protein A. Lineage: Eukaryota; Metazoa; Arthropoda; Thecostraca; Pollicipedomorpha; Pollicipedidae. The record is from RefSeq and is a predicted model, not a curated record. Gene Ontology annotation, molecular function: GTP binding; GTPase activity. Gene Ontology annotation, biological process: cellular response to starvation; positive regulation of TORC1 signaling; negative regulation of autophagy. The transcript has 9 exons. The coding region runs from base 174 to 1091 and encodes 305 amino acids. Gene Ontology annotation, cellular component: lysosome; nucleus; Gtr1-Gtr2 GTPase complex.
ACCACAACAUCCAAUAGAGUUCUCAUGAAAGGGGCUCAGUGAAGCUUGCAACCAGCCCCUGGCUUUAUGGACUUCCAGUGCCAUGGGAAUGUCAUAUCUGAGCAACACUUUUACAGGGCUUGGUUUCCAGAGGCGAUUCAUAACAUCAAGUAAAAAAGGAUAUCACCUUCAAGAUGAGUGUGACUUUAAAAAAGAAGGUUCUGCUGAUGGGCAAGAGCGGCUCAGGAAAAACCAGCAUGCGCUCCAUCAUCUUUGCCAACUACAUUGCUCGCGAUACAAGACGGCUGGGUGCAACCAUUGACGUCGAGCACUGCCACGUCCGCUUCCUGGGCAACCUGAUGCUGAAUCUGUGGGACUGCGGAGGCCAGGAGGCAUUCAUGGAGAACUACUUCGCCAGCCAGCGCGACAGCAUAUUUCGUAACGUGGAAGUGCUGAUCUACGUGUUCGACAUCGAGUCUCGCGAGCUGGACAAGGACCUCCACUACUACCAGUCGUGUCUGGAGGCGUUGCUGGAGAACUCGCGCGACGCCAAGGUGUUCUGUCUGAUCCACAAGAUGGACCUGCUGCGGGAGGACUCCCGUGAGGAGGUCUUUCGCGAGCGCGAAGAGGAGCUGCGUGUCAGGAGUAAGCCGCUCGACAUCACGUGCUUCAAGACCUCCAUCUGGGACGAGACCCUGUACAAGGCCUGGUCCAGCAUCGUGUACCGGCUCAUCCCGAACGUGGGCAUGCUGGAGUCGUGUCUCAAACAGUUCGCCGACAUCAUCGACGCUGACGAGGUGCUGCUGUUCGAGCGCGCCACGUUCCUGGUGAUCAGCUGCUGCGAGCGCAAGGACCACAAGGACCCUCACCGGCUCGAGAAGGUCUCCAACAUCAUCAAACAGUUCAAGCUCAGCUGCAGCAAGCUGGCGGCGCAGUGUCAAAGUAUGGAGGUGCGGAACUCUAACUUCUCGGCAUUUAUCGAGACGUUCACCGCCAACACAUACUGCAUGGUGAUCCUGUCGGACACCUCUAUCCCCUCGGCGUCGACCAUCAUGAACCUGCGGAACGCGCGCCGCCAGUUCGAGCGGCUAGAGCUGAUGGAUCGGCGGUAGGCGGCGGGACGUCUGCGUCGGGGCGCCCGGGGCCGCCGGCGACUCAGGCAGUGCCACUCGUGGUCGGUGGCAUUGACGGAGCAGCCCACUACGGACGGCAGACCUGGCGGUGGUCUGAGCCGGCACCGGGGAGGAGUGAGUGCUCAGAUGAACCCAGCGGACGCCCGCGGAGUUGACGUGCUUUGCGCUGCUGUGGCCUCCAGAUAGCCCCUCGAAAAGUCAGAGUCGCGUCAGCGAGGACUGGCCCGGCUGACCGCGGCGGUGACCUCCAGAUAGCCCCUCCAAAAGCCAGAGUCGCGUGAGCGAAGACUGGCCCGGUUGACUUCGGCUGACUUCAGUCAGCCAGACUGAAGACUAGACCGCCAGACCAGUCAGCAGCCGGAGGCGACGACGACGCGGACCUCGUGUGGGAGCAGUAGCCACGCGUGUGCGGACCCGCGGACCGGCGCUGGAGGGGCCUCGGGACAGGACAGCGCACGUACGCCUGGUGUGUAGUCGGGCGCCGGUCCGCUACACACGCGCGCCCUAUACGCAGAUGCUUACUCUCCGUCGGAGGCCCAGCAGAAAAGUGGGCGGAGAAGGGAGGGAGUCUGCGUCGCGAAGAUAGGGGAACGGAUAUGAGACACGCGAACUGUAUGGCGCGGGGGCAGGCGCUGUGCGCGCAUCUCAGAUGCCCCGCCGGGAUCCAUCGUACUCGUCGUGCCGGGAGAGCUGUAUCGUGUAUGGGCUUGAUCCUCGCUGGUUUUGUAUCAAGUGGUAUGCUCGCUCACGAGCCCGUAAUGUUUCGUAGCUCGAAGUAGGGCGUCACUUACUCCAUGUGCGUUACAGUCUAUUGUCUGAGAGGGUGGAGUCCCACACGGCUUUGUGCCGAUGAUGGUUACUGGGGAUUCAUUGAUAUUCGCUUCCGUCGUUGCGGGUGGUCCGAGGCGAGGCAUUUGCCGGUAGACAUGCACGCCAAUGUAUUGCCUCGACCACGCCACCGAUGUGCAAUUUGUGGUCGGGAAACGGCCAGUUUAGGCAUUGGCGGACUGUACUUCGUGACAGAUGCUUUUGGGAAGUUGUUUCGCCAGUGAUUUCUGUCGCUUCACCUGCUGCAAUUUGACUAUGACACCGUACGGCGUUGCGCUCGAUGCCCGUCAUGCGUCAACAAAAAGUAUUACCUUGUGUAGCCCAAUACGCAGUGUUUCCGGUUUCUUCGCCAUGUGGGUGGGAAAGAUCGCAACGCACGCUGCCUGGGGGAGGCGGGCGUCUUUUCCAGAGACGGGGACUGGCGUAAUAUGUUUAGAAGUGCAAAUCGCCGAAGUCGCUCACCUUGGCGGGCAGGGAGCGUCACGCCUGGACACCUCAGGGAGCGUAACUCAAGACCCGGGGCGCUGGGCUGGCCGCAGAGCUGUGGCGCGCCGGCAAAUAUCUACAGCCGGCGAGGAACGUACCGGGCAAUAGCCAAAUAUACAUAUGCCUUACAAGUACAGAUGAGCCGCCGUGUGUAU